Molecule: messenger RNA, 3647 nt
Organism: Falco peregrinus (peregrine falcon)
Lineage: Eukaryota; Metazoa; Chordata; Aves; Falconiformes; Falconidae
Gene: CHRNA5
Product: cholinergic receptor nicotinic alpha 5 subunit
Exons: 6
Coding region: 354-1772 (472 amino acids)
Biological process (GO): chemical synaptic transmission; regulation of membrane potential; monoatomic ion transmembrane transport
Cellular component (GO): neuron projection; synapse; postsynaptic membrane
Molecular function (GO): acetylcholine-gated monoatomic cation-selective channel activity; transmembrane signaling receptor activity
Source: RefSeq, a predicted model, not a curated record
CCGCCACCUGCUGCCCCCGGCGCCCGCCGCUCACACCGGGGACCGAGGGGAGGCCGCGGCUGCCGGCCGCCCGGGGCAGGGCCGCAGGGGCGCGCAGCCGGCCGUCAGCGGCGGGGCUGUCCGGGCCCCCCACACGCCUCCCGCGCAGCGGCGGGGCCGGACACCCCGGGACGGGCGCCGCCCCCAGGCCCGCGCCGCCGCCGCCCCCCGCCGCGCGGCUCCGCUCCCGCCCCUCGCGCCCCCUCACGGCUUCCCGGCGGGGCGGGGCCAGCGGCGCCCGGUAGCGGCGGCGCCCCGUGGCUGCGCCCCGUCCUCGCCGCGGGGCUGCGAGGCAGCGGGGCCGUGCCCCAGCCAUGGCCGAGCUCGCAGCCUGGCUGCGCUGCGGCCGCCCCCUGCUCCUCCUCACCUGCUUCUUCGCGCCCUUCCCCGGCCAGCCCGGGGCCGGCCCCGCCGCCCGCGCCCCUCCCGCGGGUAUAUCUGAACCUUCUUUUAUUGCUAAAAGUGAAGAUCGUUUGUUUAAACAUCUAUUUGAAGACUAUCAAAGAUGGGUUCGUCCAGUGGAACGCUUAAAUGACACAAUAAAAAUAAAGUUUGGCCUUGCAAUCUCUCAGCUAGUAGAUGUGGAUGAGAAAAAUCAAUUGAUGACAACCAAUGUCUGGUUGAAACAGGAAUGGAUAGAUGUAAAAUUAAGGUGGAAUCCUGAAGACUAUGCUGGAAUAACAUCUAUUCGUGUCCCAUCGGAUUCUAUUUGGAUUCCAGAUAUUGUGUUGUAUGACAAUGCAGAUGGACGUUUUGAGGGAACAUCUACGAAAACUGUAGUAAAGUAUGAUGGCACCAUUGCUUGGACUCCACCAGCAAACUACAAAAGUUCUUGUACUAUUGAUGUAACCUUUUUCCCCUUUGACCUCCAAAAUUGCUCUAUGAAAUUUGGUUCCUGGACUUACGAUGGCUCACAGGUUGAUAUAGUUCUUGAAGACUACGAUGUUGACAAAAGAGACUUUUUUGAUAAUGGAGAAUGGGAAAUAGUGACUGCAACAGGGAGCAAAGGAAAUAGGACUGAUGGGUGCUGCUGGUAUCCUUUUGUUACAUAUUCAUUUAUAAUUAGACGUCUGCCACUUUUCUACACGUUGUUUCUCAUUAUUCCUUGUAUUGGGCUUUCAUUUCUAACUGUCCUUGUCUUCUAUCUUCCUUCAAAUGAAGGUGAAAAAAUUUCACUUUGCACUUCAGUACUGGUAUCUUUGACUGUUUUUCUUCUUGUUAUUGAAGAGAUUAUUCCAUCAUCUUCUAAAGUUAUCCCACUUAUAGGAGAGUACUUGGUGUUCACUAUGAUAUUUGUGACAUUGUCUAUUGUGAUAACUGUCUUUGCUAUCAAUAUUCAUCAUCGCUCUUCGUCUACACAUAAUGCUAUGGCACCUUGGGUUCGCAAGAUAUUUCUUCACAAACUUCCCAAGCUGCUUUGCAUGAGAAGCCAUGUGGAUAGAUACUUUGCUCAGAAGGAGGAAACAGGAAAUGUGAAUGGAUCAGAAUCAUCUAGGAACACCUUGGAAGCAGCUCUAGAUUCCAUCCGAUACAUUACAAGACAUGUGAUGAAGGAGAAUGAAGUUCGCGAGGUUGUUGAAGACUGGAAAUUUAUUGCUCAGGUGCUUGAUCGAAUGUUCUUAUGGACUUUUCUUCUGGUUUCAAUAAUUGGAUCACUUGUAUUAUUUAUUCCUGUUAUUCAUAAAUGGGCAAGUAUAAUAGUACCUACGCAUAUAGGCAGUACAAAUGCAUAAAAUAUUUUUUCAUUCAUCUCCUGCUAAUAUGGCUCUAAAAAGUUUUGCAGUAGCUCUAUUUCCAUGCAUGUUCUUUGAGGCACGUUUUUGAUAGAGUAAAAAAAAUCCAAACCCAGGAAAUUAAUUUUAUAUUGAAGCAUGGCAUCCCUAGGACACAUAGAAGUCAAUUUGCUUUAUUGCCAAUCUACUAAGUUACUUCUCAAUCAGGUCAGAAUUAAAAGGACCUUCUCAAGCACUUGCAUGUAUGAUAUAUCAAACAAGUGCAUGCUGACACCUACUGUGAAAUAGAAGGAUUUAAAAUUUUUAAUGAUGAUCACUGUAUUCCAAUUAUUAAGUUACUAUAUAAAUUGUUGAGUAUUAAAUAUGAGCAAAUAUUUACUUAGUAGUGUUGCUUAUUUCAAUUUACUGUAGUAUGCAAAGGAGAAUUUUUAUCAGCUCUCUUGAAUUGUUGUAAAAGUAUAAAGUUUCUACAGAGUAAAUUUAAAAUAAUAGUAAAAAUACCAGUUAAAGUUCCCAUAUAUUUAAUAUAUAAGUAAAAACAGUGAUUUGGCUAUGUUUUGCCUUUAUAAAUUUGCAGUGGAGUUUGCUGCUAAAUUUAAAACCUUGUGAAUUCUAUCAUACUAACAUGAACAUCUAAUGCAGUAAGCCUUAAAAUGCCUACAGGACACAUAGCUCUGAAUCAGCUAUGGAAAGGAAGGCAAAGGAGUUCCCAAGUUUCACGAGUGUUCUAAUGGGCCAGAACAUUCAGAUUUCUUUAUUUUUGAUGAAGAAUUUGAUACAGUAUAUUAGCUGCAAAUGUUAAUAGUUUCCUGUCUCUGUGUGUUUCUCAGAAUUAAGUUUUUAAGCACGGUAGAAGGAAUUUGGGGAAUGCCUUUCUGAAGGAAAUGGGUUAAAAAUUAUUUUGCUGUGUAACUAAAUACAGAUGAUUACUUUUUCUUACGUUUUUUAAACCGAAGUUAGAAAGCUACCAUUGAUAGGUUCUCUCGCUUAUAGAACUGUGUGUAACUUCAAGCAGUGAGGGCUUACAGCUUACCAUGCUUUUUUCUGACAGUGUUGAAAACUAACUUGCAACUUCUUAAUUAUUCCAUUAAAAUAUAUUCUUAAAUACUGGUUUUAAAUCUUUACGUUCAUUCUAAUGCCACCUUUCUUAAAAGCUUUAUUUGUGGAAGACACUCUAAAAUGGAUGACUGUUUUCCUAUACCAAAGUUUUGUCAGUGUACUUACUAAUAUAGUUGCAUCCUGCAGGGCUAAUAUAGUAAUGCCAAGUUAGAGCAAGUUUUUAUUUGCUUGAAUUACUACAUUAAUAAUAAUAUGUUUAGAUGAGAAGUUGAAUGUAAGUUGUGGUAUCUUUGAUACUGUAAGCUUUCAUUGUAGUUACGAAUUUGGAACACUUACAUAUAAUUGAACAUUUACUUCAACUUGUUUUUCACCUGUAGGACAUUCUUGGUUUUGUGUAGCUUUUUAAGGCUCAUAGGCAUGGAAAUGAUGCCAGACAAGCCUUUUUUUUUUUUUGUAUACCGAUUUAUAAAUAAUUCUGAUUGUGAAGGGAGUCACUCUUCUUCAGUUAUACAAUUAUAUCUGGUAUUGGAUAUCCAUGUUCCCUCUGUUCCUAUCAUAAUACAUUUUAAAGGUGAAUUUGCAAAGAUUAUCUGUUUUAAUCCAUUAAUAUAAUAAUUUUAACUUUCUCGGUAUUAUUGAUUAUACAAUGCAUCAGUGAGUUUCUCUGUGUGGAAGCUGCAGAAAUACUUUAGAUAAAUUUCCUCUUCAAAUGCAAAAUUCCUUUUUAUAGUCCUCCUUGGGUUUGAAUUACUGAAGUUUACUCUUAACAGAACAGAAAGCAACACAAGUAAGACUAUGGGUUAUAUAUAUAUAUAU